AUGGGCUCCCAUGAGGCCCAUCCUGUCAACCCAUUUCCAAGAGGAUCCUGGAUCGCAUGCAGCGGUCGCCUCCUGGGAGUUCUCGAUCGAAACCUCAUCCAAGGCCCUCAACUCGUCGACACAAGCGUUCGCAUCCCAGUAGUUCUUCCAGACGACCGGGAGUCUAUUCGACAAAGCAGUUUAACCGCUCACAACACGACACCCAUACGACCUAGCACAGUGCCCACAACACCACGCUCAACCGGUCCACGAGGAAUCACAAGCUGGAACCCAUUCUCCUCACCCGUUGGCGGCCAAAACUCAUUAGCAAAUAAAGAAAAAAACCUGGCACAGCCCCGGAAGCAUCCGGAUCAUGAGGCAACCGAGCCACCGGCCACCCUUGAAGCACCGCCGAACUCGACCACAACCCACACAGAGCCAGUGCUUACAAUUUCAAGCCCAGAAAACGUUCCUCCAGGCUUCUUUGGCGUGCCGGCUGCGCGCGGCACGGUCACUCCUGUGCGGGACAAGGGAGGCAGCGAUGCGACCCUCCGCUGUAGGACAAAAGAACUGCUUCACGCCCCUUAG
This is a messenger RNA of Chaetomium globosum CBS 148.51, 567 nucleotides long. RefSeq lists its product as uncharacterized. NCBI's taxonomy places the organism in Eukaryota, Fungi, Ascomycota, Sordariomycetes, Sordariales, Chaetomiaceae. The transcript is spliced from 3 exons. The coding region runs from base 1 to 567 and encodes 188 amino acids. The record is from RefSeq and is a predicted model, not a curated record.